This is a messenger RNA of Lates calcarifer (barramundi perch), 6297 nucleotides long. It is a transcript of the gene trim37, whose product is annotated as tripartite motif containing 37. NCBI's taxonomy places the organism in Eukaryota, Metazoa, Chordata, Actinopteri, Centropomidae. Gene Ontology annotation, biological process: protein autoubiquitination; negative regulation of centriole replication. Gene Ontology annotation, molecular function: zinc ion binding; ubiquitin protein ligase activity; tumor necrosis factor receptor binding. Gene Ontology annotation, cellular component: aggresome; peroxisome. The record is from RefSeq and is a predicted model, not a curated record. The transcript is spliced from 25 exons. The coding region runs from base 314 to 3166 and encodes 950 amino acids.
CAGCUUCAGAGCAGGCGCUACCGCUACAUCUUCAACUCAGGGCGAAGAAACAGCCACUUUUCACCCCUUCUCUAGCAUAGUUCUGCCUUCAUAUAGCUUUAUUUUAUUUUUUAGAGCUUUAUUCUAGUCUUUAAAUGUAGCUAAACCAGCAGAGACAACGCCUGCUGUGCGCUGGGAUAUAAGAUAUAUAAUGUAGCCUCUUUUCCCAGUCGUUUUUGUAUCAGGUGUGACAGACGAAGCCGACGCUGGGAAGACCACUGGCUACGACUUCUUUGUUUUUGUCCUUGAGAUCAAGAACUUCAAGCUGGCUGACAUGGAUGAACAAAGUGUUGAGAGCAUCGCUGAGGUGUUUCGCUGCUUCAUAUGCAUGGAGAAACUGAGGGAUGCUCGUCUCUGCCCACACUGCUCCAAACUCUGCUGCUUCAGCUGCAUACGGCGAUGGUUGACAGAGCAGAGAGCCCAGUGCCCACACUGUCGGGCUCCGCUCCAGCUGAGGGAGCUGGUCAACUGUCGCUGGGCAGAGGAAGUCACCCAGCAGCUGGACACCCUGCAGCUCUGCAGCCUCACCAAGCAUGAGGACAAUGAUAAAGACAAAUGCGAGAACCACCAUGAGAAGCUGAGUGUUUUCUGCUGGACCUGUAAGAAAUGCAUCUGUCACCAGUGUGCUCUGUGGGGAGGCAUGCAUGGUGGCCACACCUUCAAGCCUCUGGUGGAGAUCUAUGAGCAGCAUGUGACCAAGGUGAAGGAGGAGGUUGCCAAGCUCCGCCGGCGUCUCAUGGAGCUUAUCAGUCUGGUGCAGGAAGUGGAGAGGAACGUAGAGGCUGUCAGGGGAGCAAAGGAUGAGAGGGUCAGAGAGAUCCGAAAUGCCGUGGAAAUGAUGAUUGCUCGUCUGGACAACCAGCUCAAGAACAAACUCAUCACCCUCAUGGGCCAGAAGACGUCCUUGACCCAGGAGACAGAGCUGCUGGAGUCUCUCCUGCAGGAGGUGGAGCAUCAGCUUCACUCCUGCAGCAAAAGUGAACUCAUCUCCAAGAGCCCAGAGAUCCUGCUCAUGUUCCAGCAGGUCCACCGGAAACCAAUGCAGUCCUUUGUCACCACGCCGGUCCCUCCAGACUUCACCAGUGAGCUGGUCCCUGCCUACGACUCCAGCACUUUUGUUCUGGUCAACUUCAGCACACUGAGGCAGCGGGCUGACCCAGUGUAUAGCCCUCCUCUCCAGAUAUCUGGCCUCUGCUGGAGACUCAAAGUCUACCCAGAUGGUAAUGGUGUGGUCCGCGGGAACUACCUGUCUGUUUUCUUGGAAUUGUCUGCUGGACUCCCUGAAACAUCAAAGUAUGAGUACCGUGUGGAGAUGGUCCAUCAGGCCUCUAGCGACCCAACCAAGAACAUCAUUCGAGAGUUUGCUUCAGACUUUGAGGUUGGCGAAUGCUGGGGCUACAACCGCUUCUUCAGACUAGACCUUCUGGCCAGCGAGGGCUACCUGAACAUGCAGACCGACACACUUGUCCUCUGCUACCAGGUUCGCUCACCCACCUUCUUCCAGAAGUGCAGAGAUCAGUACUGGUACAUCAGCCAGCUGGAGUCGGCCCAGAGCGGCUACAUUCAGCAGAUCAAUAACCUCAAAGAGAGGCUGGCCAUUGAGCUGUUUCGCCGUCAAACGUCGCGCAGCUCCUCACCCCCUGACCUGAGGCUGGCUACAGGCACCACAACCUCUGAAAGAGACCCUCGCUCCGUGAAGAGUGACGAUGACAUCCAAACCACUUUGACCAACACUAAAAAAGGCGAAGAAGAAGAGAGAACCCAGCAGGAUGACUCUAAUGAGCUGUCAGACGGCGACUUGGAGGUGGACUGUCUGACAGAGGAAGAGGUGAAUCCGUUGGAUGGCAGCAGCACCUCAGGGAGCUCCACAGCCACCAGCAACACAGAGGAGAACGACAUAGAUGAGGAGACCAUGUCAGGAGAGAAUGAUGUAGACUUCAUUGGGAACCUGGAGACAGAAGAAGGAGAGCUUCCUGAUGACUUGGCUGGAGCCACAGGUGGAUCCACCUCCAGCACACGUCCCUUACAUCGCAGUGCUGCUGCUGGUCGUACUGCCAGUGGUAGUGGAGCCACUGCUUGCGGUGCUGUCGGGCCAGGCAGUAACAGCCUCCUGGAGAUCGACCCAGUCAUCCUGAUCCAGCUACUGGAUCUGAAAGAGCGCAGCAGCAUGGAGUCUUUGUGGGGCCUUCAGCCUCGGCCUCCUGUAUCUCUUCUGCACAGCCAAGCUCAUCCUCACUCCAGAAAAGAGCGAGAGCGGCGACCACAGGUGGUGCGACGAUCAGCUCCAGACUCGGGGGUCCUGAUCCGCCUCAAAGCUCAGAUGGCCGAGGUGCGCAGCAAGAUGUCUGAUGUCAAGAGUCAAGUGCUGGAGGCUCGGGGGUCUGGAGAGCCCAGGCCUGGCCCAUCAGGAGCCUUCGGUGUGGAGGAGGCCCCCUCUCACCACACUGAUUCAGAGCUGUCAGCUUGUCGUAAGGCCGGAGAGCUAGACCUCCUGGGGAGAACAGCUGCAGCUCGGUCCAGGCCCUGCCGCCCUGCCAGGAAAUCUCUUUCCCCCGUCCUGGACAGCAGUGGCUCCAUGGUUGUGAAGAGGAGGAGUCCAGAGGAGAUGGAGAAGGAGCUGAGAGGAGCAGAGGCAGUCACAGAGCUCAGCCUGCAUCCUAAUGAGGGGCUGGGAGGUACAGAGGGCGUACUGAAGGCUGACGGCACCCAGGGCCCCCUCGUGUCUCUCAGCAGCUCCUCAUCAGAACAGGCCUCCACCUCGAAGCAGCAGUACUCAGUGGAGCAGCAGCUGUAUGGGACUUCGGGGCCAAAAGAUGACAUCUUCUCCUUGGGAGGACCAAGCUACAUGACUGCCAGCAAGAACUGUGGCAGUAGGACCCUAGGAACAGCCGUGUUGGACUCUGAAAGCUCAGGAAAUUCCCAUCAGUCCUUGCUGGAGGGACCCUCUGCGCAGCCACAGUCAAAUGAAGAUCAGUGUCCAUCUGUCCUGGUGGCAGCAACGAGCAGUGACAGUGACACUGAGGACGAGGCUCUGCAGAGCAACACCUCUCGCUACGACAACCAAACUCCUCCCUGCACAGGAGAGCAGCUUCUGUCUGAUGACAUGAAUCUGCCCGCUGACAGGUGAUUCCCUCUGAGUCUGUCAGACCUGGCAACCCACCGCUUUAUCCUCAAUGGCCACACCACGAUGCAAUAACGGCCAGAGACAAAACACACAUGCUAGUUACACAGGUCUGUAGAGUAGAAGCUGCUUGUUAUGCAUGAACUCAAAAUGAAGACAAUGCAACAACCUGAUUGUUCGAUCACCUGUUUGUCCAGAAACAGAAACAUUUCUUGUAAAUGUCUUGAAUAUUUUCACAAUUGGACCAUGACAGAAAUAAUGCCAAUGACAGGCCAGUUUACGAACUUUUCAGAUAACCAGAUAAUAUUGUGUGAAUACAAUGAAACUUCCAAUUCAAAGAGAAGGAGAGAACCAUCACUGCUAUUUUGCCACCUCUCUAAAAAUUGGACUUUCAUUGUAUUUCUGGCUACACUCAGUGACUUGACUGCUCAAUGAUGACCUCAGCAGUUUGAUGUUUUACGCUGCUGCAUUUCUUGGUCGUCAACAUUUAGGGAUGUACAUACUUUCACUUCUUUCAUGGUUACGCCACUAAAAACAUCAGAGGAGAACACAACCACCAUUUGUGCAAUGACUGAAUCUCUAAAAAUGCUAAGGGCAUAAAAACUGUUGCUGUACGUUGCUUUUUUUUUUGUUUUUUUUGCAAACCUGAAACAUAAGAUUUUACCUGAACUACAGGGCAUUUAGUCACUUUAACUAACUUUCAGCACAAAUCUGUUACCUUUUCACCGUUUGAAAGCUUCUGUUACAACAUAUUUGCAGGAGUUUGAGGAUUAACUGUACGUAAUCUGUAGCCUUUCAGUAAGAGUGUUUUAUAACGGCGUUCUGUUGUUUAGUUCAGUCUGUUUGGCCUUCAGUCUCGACACCUACUCAACUUCGCUCAGACGAGUCCCUGCACCUCCCAGCACUGGUGCUGAAAGACUUCAUUCACUUCUCAAACACUCAGUUUUAGUGACACUGCAUAAAUUCAGUGCUUCCUCUGCUGAUGUAAGCCUUGAUUAGCUUUCCUAGAUAUUUAUGUAAAUGUCUUCACUCUUAAUAACAGUCGCAGUAGAAACUGCAACGUCUGUCUUCAUUUGACAUUUGAAAAGGCUAAGUGACACAGAAUUACAUGCAUUAUAAAACAGCUGCUUUUUGUGGGCUGAAACUUUGAAGUGUGCUGCAGAUCUGAUGCCAUAACGAUGUCCACAGAGGUGUUGUUGCUUUGACAUCUGCUCGGACAUCCCUGAUCUGACCUACAGCUAUUCAUCAUCAUUCACCUAAAGGGAUAGUUCGGCAUUUUGGGAAAUAUGCAUAUUCACCUUCUGUUGGAGGGUUGGAUGAGAAGAUUGAUACCACUCUCAUCUGUGCACUAAGUAUGAAGCUCCAGCUAACAGCUGGUUAGCUUAGCACAACGACUGCAAACAGGGAAGCAGCUAGCUUGGCUCUGUCUAAAGUUAACAAAAGCCACAUCUGCUCCUCUCUUCAGUUCCCACUGUGUUGACACAAAGGCUGAGUCUCUCCCUCAGACUGUAGAUUUUCACCUAAUCAAACAGUACUUUUUCACAGCAGACAUUCUGACUUUUCACAGAGGGAAAAGCACUAAUCGUGUUUACAAUAGCUCUGUUACAAACACGUGAGCCAUGACAGUGUGACAGUGAGCCAGCAUGAACAACACCAGGACCCUGAUACUGAAGCAGCUAAAUAGUAUUUAGCUUUAAUUAAUAAACACAUAAGCACUAGUCUUUGUUCAGCGCUGAAGUCUUACUAAAAAGAGAUUUCUGCCUCCACUCCAAUACAACAGAGGUGAAUGUAGGGCUGCAACUAAAGAUUGUCUUGUUUUGUCAGACCCACUCAUCAUACAAUCCUAGAACAGUAAGAAAACUAGAAAAAAAAUCACAUUCAAGUCUCUGGAACCAGUGAAUUUUUGUUGUUUUUGCAAGAACUGAUUGCAUUAUCAAAAUUGUUAUUUUUCUGUUAAAUUUGUGGAGCUCUGAAAAAAAAACAAGUUCCUGUUACUGUCGGUAAGCCACAGGACACACUGUCAACAGUUUUGAUUUGGAAAUACUUAAGACUGUUGAUGGUGUUUUCUGUUGCCCAGAGUAACAGCAACAUUUUAUUUCUAGCAGGAGAUGUUUCUAGCAGACAUUUUGAGACAAUUCAAAUGUCAUUCUUCCAUGCUGAGAGCACCACAAAUCAUUUUCCAUUUAGCUUUAUUGUGUUGGUGAGGAGGUGGAUAUUUCAGAGACAGAUAUCUUCCACACCUGGACAAAUAAGAAAACUCUGCAUGCUGAGAUGCCACCAGAGCAGAGUUUUGGUUUUUUGUAAUUUGGUUGAACUGAUUCUUAAAGUUGAAAGUGUGGUGCAGUUAAAGUCUUUUUUAACUCUGAGAAUUUGAAAGCAAACUCAGAAAUCUAUUUAACAUGUACGCUUCUCACUCCCCCACUUCUCCAUGGAUAUACAUAGCAAACAUAGGUCAAAGGCUGCUGCAAAACAGUGCACGUUAUUGGGAGAAAACAAGUGUUAAAGUAGGAAAACAUCACAUUGACUUGCUGUGUUACAGCUGAUGACGUAGAGAACAGAAUAUCAACAUGCUCAGAAACCUUCUGCACUUUGUAAGACUGUUGAUUUACUCUGAAGUGGAGCAUUUCCUCUUCAUUUAACCAUAUCUUAUUUUGAAGGCCACUUAAUUUUUUUAGAUCAAAUAUUCAGAUUACAUAUUGUACACUUCUACAGUCAUUAGUUUACACUGUAAAUAUCUUGGCAGAUAAAAUUUUAAGACCUUGCUGUACUUGUGCCUGAAAGUGCAUGGCUUCAUUGGCUGGGUUGAAAGAGGCAGGGCUACUUCUUGUUUGCACCAAGACCUGUGAGGUCAAUCUUAAAUCAUCUAGUAGGAUAAAGCUGAUAUUUGAAACGUCUUUACCUCGUCAGUUCCAGUCCAGUCGAUCGUGUGAUUUCAACUUCGCCUAUGUUACUAUUGCUUCACACGUUCAUAUACGCGACAGAAGUGUGGGAAACACGUUUAUUAACCUUUUCUCUUAUUUGUGCUUGUUGUGUCAAAAGCUGCUUUUGUUUUGAAGGUUCACAGUCUGCACUGUGCAUUAUUUGAUGUGUACAUUUCCUUUUUGUGUAAUAAAUAAAAUGUUUUAGGAUCCCAGAAA